This is a messenger RNA of Cyprinodon tularosa, 1070 nucleotides long. RefSeq names its product lysophospholipase 2 (gene lypla2). Gene Ontology annotation, molecular function: palmitoyl-(protein) hydrolase activity; carboxylic ester hydrolase activity. Lineage: Eukaryota; Metazoa; Chordata; Actinopteri; Cyprinodontiformes; Cyprinodontidae. The record is from RefSeq and is a predicted model, not a curated record. Gene Ontology annotation, biological process: protein depalmitoylation. The transcript has 10 exons. Gene Ontology annotation, cellular component: cytoplasm. Bases 111 to 803 code for a protein of 230 amino acids.
UGCGCAGAGUACCGGAAGUUCCGCCUCAUCGUGAACUGGGACAGCAAGCGCGUUUGACCUGCACACAGCUGAUCUCUGUGUUCUCCUGGUUCCAGCACCCCCUACAGUGUAUGUGUGGUAACAACAUGUCUGUGCCGCUGCUCGCCGAGGCCGUGACGGUGUCCGGGACAGAGAAGGAGACCGCCGCGGUGAUCUUCCUUCAUGGAUUAGGAGACUCAGGGCACGGCUGGGCCGAGACGCUGACGGGGAUCCGGCUGCCUCACGUCAAGUUUAUCUGCCCUCAUGCGCCCAGAAUCCCCGUCACUCUCAACAUGAAGUCCAUGAUGCCGGCGUGGUUUGACCUCAUGGGUCUGAGCCCCGACGCUCCGGAGGACGAAUCUGGAAUCAAGAGGGCUGCAGAAAGCAUCCGGGCCAUAAUCGAUCACGAGGCCAGAAACGGGAUCCCUCCUCACCGUAUAAUCAUUGGUGGUUUUUCUCAGGGUGGAGCUUUGUCCUUGUACACCGCCCUGACCUCCCACUAUCAGCUGGCCGGCGUGCUGGCCCUCAGCUGCUGGCUUCCUCUUCACAGGAGUUUCCCUUCGGCGUCGAGCGGUCACAAGAACCUCCCCAUCUUGCAGUGCCACGGAGAAAUGGACAUGAUGAUUCCGGUGCAGUUCGGUGCCAUGACGGCAGAGAAACUCAAAUACAUAGUUGACCCUCAGAUGGUCACCUUUAAAAGCUACCCAGGGGUCAAUCACAGCUCAUGUCCCCAGGAGAUGGCAGAUGUAAAGGAAUUUAUUGAGAAGUAUUUGCCCCGGAUUUGACCUCACCUCAGUCCGACUGUGACCCCCCCAUCCCCAACGCCCUCCGAGACACUGACCUCUGACCCCUGAUCUGCUCUCCUCCUGCAGGAAACAGCCAUGAGCACUCACAAACACACAUUUAAUAGUUAAUUUAACCUGCACAGCUGAUCAGAGCUCCUCUUACACUCCAACCUGCAAACAUUCUUCAGUCUUGGCCUUCGGAGGGAGAAACUCUGACUCUUACUGCGCAUGCCCCCUUUUUUUUUUAUUAAAAUCCUCUACCUGUUG